GUGUAAUUUAUUUCCCUGUACGAGGCCUCCUGGUUCCUUAUUAGCUUACCGAACAAGAACGAGAAGAAAAAAAUGUUUGAUGUGUGCAUGCUACGUCUAGCCGACUGUUCUACAUAAUGAGAUCUGCUGUGAGAGGCUUGCGUCACUUGGUCAGCAUUAAGCAGGGUUGAAAGCUAGCUAGAGGAAAGUAGAAGCGAAGAGAAAGUUCGCAAGGGGAGACAGGACUACUGGACAGCCCUGCAGUCUCACUUAUGUGUUUCCCAAAAAGGCUUUGCUUCCAGUUGCAUUGCAUCUUCUUUUGCUAUUCUAUACAUAUUUUUUAACAUUCUAAGAGGGUUUGAAAAGGAAACACCUCCCUAGAACAAUCAUGGAACAACUUCUUUGCCUCGAAAUGGACACCGUCCUAAGAGCCCGUCCCGAUCCGAAUCUUCUCUUUGAUGACAGGGUUUUACAGAGCCUGUUAACCAUCGAAGAAAGGUUUCUGCCACAGUUUUCGUAUUUUAAAUGUGUCCAGAAGGAUAUUCAACCUUUCAUGCGAAGAAUGGUUGCAACUUGGAUGCUAGAGGUUUGUGAGGAACAGAAAUGCGAAGAAGAGGUUUUUCCUUUGGCAAUGAACUACUUGGACAGAUUUUUAGCUGUGGUACGCACCAGGAAGAGCAAUCUGCAGCUACUUGGAGCAGUUUGCAUGUUUCUUGCAUCUAAAUUAAAAGAGACGCGUCCAUUAACAGCAGAAAAACUUUGCAUCUACACUGAUAAUUCCAUCAAACCACAGGAGCUGCUGGAGUGGGAGCUGGUGGUGCUGGGGAAGUUGAAGUGGAACCUGGCAGCCGUCACCCCCAACGACUUCAUCGAACACAUCAUGAGGAAGCUUCCCCUGCCCAAGGAGAAGCUGACGCUCAUUCGGAAGCACGUGCAGACCUUCAUCGCGCUCUGCGCCACAGAUUUCAACUUCGCCAUGUACCCUCCGUCUAUGAUCGCCACCGGAAGCUUCGGGGCGGCCAUCUGCGGACUCCAGCUGGAUGACGUUGACCAGGCGCUCCUGGGCGACAACCUGACGGACCUGCUAGCCAAAAUCAUCAACACAGAAGUGGACUGUUUGAAAGAGUGUCAAGAGCAGAUCGAGAGGGUCCUGGUCAGCAGCCUUCGUGAGGGGCAGCAGCAGCAGCAGCAGCAGCAGCAGGAGCAGGCUGGGCCCAGGAACAAGGCCCUGGACGAGCUGGACCAGUCCAGCACCCCCACAGACGUCCGGGACAUCAACCUGUGAGCUGGCAGGAGCACCACCCCAGGACAAAAUUCUUGAACCAAUCAAAAACCAGAAAAAAAAACGACAAAAAACGAAAACAAGAAAAAAAAAAAACAACCACAACAACAAAAUGCUGGCUCGCUAGGUGAUCUUGUUUUUUUGUUUUUGUUUUUUCUAUUUUGUUUCAUGAAAUUUGCUCCCAUAUAUAUUCCUAAAAUACAAGCUAUUUUAGAUAUUAAAUAAAUAUUUUAAAAAGUUUUACAUUGAAACAAAAAAAAAAGGUGCCUCAAAUUUACAGAAGGGAAACCUAUCGUAUUUUUCAUAUUUGCUGUUUAUGAUUGUAUAUGCAUAAUAUAGCUAUAUUUAAUAAGAAAAAUAUGAUAAACAGUUUAUAAAGGCUUUUUGAGAUAGUGGGCUUGCAUUUUGUGGGAUGAAAAUAUGGGCUGUUUUUUGUUUUGUUUUGUUUUAGUUUCUUUUUUUUUUUCUUUUUUGGUGCGGGGCAUGUAUCCUUGGAUUAGGGCGCGCACACGCUGGGUUCCCAUUGGGUGAAAUAUGGGACGUCUUCACGUCACCUGCGUUACCCGGCAGACGUUAGGCCGUUGGUUUGUGUGCGGGGAGCCCGUGGGCCUGAGGACAGGGCAGGUUUGUGUGCGGGGAGCCCGUGGGCCUGAGGACAGGGCAGGUUUGUGUGCGGGGAGCCCGUGGGCCUGAGGACAGGGCAGGUUUGUGUGCGGGGAGCCCGUGGGCCUGAGGACAGUGCAGGUUUGUGUGCGGGGAGCCCGUGGGCCUGAGGACAGUGCAGGUUCGCGGCCGCUGGACAUUAUCAAAGCAAGUACUCUGAGGUUAGGACAGCAAAGGUCCCAAAGUCAGGGCAGUGGCUGAAUACGAAAGCCAAUGUUUAACUUUCAUAAAUGGUUCAUAGCGCAGAAAUGCAAAUCUGUUUAUUAUUAUUAUUAUUAUUAUUAUUAUUAUUAUUAUUAUUAUUGUCAAGGUUAUUUUUAUUCCAUCACAGGGAAUGCCUUUGAACGUAAGAUUUCAAUAAGCUUAUUUUUUUCUGAUGUCAGGAAAUGGCUGCUUCAGUGUGUCUGUGUGUGCAUGUGCGUGUGUGUGUGGUAACUGGCUGGGGCUGAGGGUGGGGAAGGGGUGCGGUCGCACGCGUCAUUUAGAGGAACCGUGGGAGGAAGGGGCUUAGGGAGGGGGUGCUUCGUUCGCCUGCUGUACGCUGCGAAAGCACGGCUGCCAGCUAUCGAUGUGCAUCUGCAUUGGUAGAGAGAGAGAGUCUGCAUUGGUAGAGAGAGAGAGAGAGAGAGAGAGAGCGCCAACAGACAGUGGCAGAUAUGGCUGGCAGACAUAUAUGUGUGGAGGGGCAAUGAGGCUGUUGUUCCUGAGUUCUGUCUGCCAUCAGAGUUGCAUUUAGGUGUUGCAUUUCAUUGCCGAGUUACACGCAGAGAUUGCAUUUAUUGUAUACAAGAUACCGUAUCUUUAUUCUGAUUUAUUUUUUAUUAUUUUAUCUUAUUUUAUUUUAUUGUUUGGUUUGUUUUGUUCUGUCAGUUCUGGGUGAGAAGGCACCCAGUUGUGCUUUUGUGAAAAAAGAGUAGGUUGUGCCCAGAGGGGGGCGCUGUUGUCUCAGUUGAGUGAGAAUGAAGUUGUGGCUCAGUGAGUGUGUGUAUAGAAAGAGACACUGGGCAUGUGGGGUGACAGAGGGCGAACAGGGUGAGAAAGCAGGUGACCAGGCAUGCAGGAGGACUGUGAAUUGGGGGGAGAGCUCUGCAUGGAAAAGCAUGUUUGGGGUCCAUGUGUGUGUUUGGUAGGGGGGGGGAGGUGGUGGAAGGAGUGUGGAGUAGGUGGGAGCAUGCUGCUUUGUAGAGGGGGGAGAGAUUGGGGAGGUUGUGGCUGGUGGGUGGAGGAAGAGGAGAGCCAGCUAGAGUUCCCUUCCAUCAGAUGAUGCCUUUAAAUGUUUGUGCUCUGUGUCCUCUGUCCUUUAAUGGCAUACCAGAAUUAGGGGCAGGUGUGACACUGCCAGGUUCUAAUUGUAGUUUUUUUUUUUUUGUAGUUUUUCUAAAGAUACAUAAAGACAAAAAAAGGUGGGACACAGGGGAGCAGUUUGAAGUGGUGGAACACUUUGUGCCGCUACAUUCCCGUUUCAAGGUGUGCAUCUUCCUACCACUGUCUAUAACUUUUUUCAAUUGCAAAGCACUUUGAAAACGCGCUCCCCAAGGGACAAAUGAAAUGGUCAGCAUGAGUGGAUUAUGUGGGGAUGUUUUUCUGGGGGGGGGUUCUGUGCAUUUUUUUUCUUCUUUUAUUUUGUAGGGCUGGUUUCCCCACAUUAGGUGUUCCCAUGGCAAAAGCACAUAGGUGUUUGUGGUAAUGCCUAGCACCUAUGACAAAGGACAUUCCAACUGAAAAACAUUCCAAGAAUAGAACCAGCUGGAGAAAGAGGUCAGACCAUUUCAUUGUUAUCUUAAAAUAGAAAACAAUCCAUUUGAAAAGAAAAUGCCAAGGAAAAUUUCUAAACGGCUACAGACAACGUUUGCUAUUUUGAUUUAGGAUUUUUUUUGUUGUUGUUGUUGGUUGGGGUUUUUUUUUUUUUUUUAGUUUUAUUUUUUUAUUGAUCAAAAUAUAUUAAAAAAAGACAUUCAUUUUACUUGAAUUUUAUUUUUUGUCUGCUCCAUAGCAAAAUGACUUGGAUUGAAUACAAAACAUAAAAGUUACAACAACUUUUCUUAUGUUAGUUUUUGCACAUGUUCUAAGAGCAAUUGAUAUGUUCUUUAAAAAAGACUAAGCUGUUCUGUCAGAUGCCACCAUUAUAACGAGCUUGCAGUUAAAAAAAAUCUCACAUUUUUUCAUACCCUGCAUGCUGUGUUGUGUUUCAGACUCUGCAGGACUAAUGUCUGAACAAAUUUCACAGCCCUCUUCUAACAAAACAUAUUUCGCAUCCGGAGGAUUGAUUCUCAGAUUUAGCAGGAUGCGCCCAACCCCAGUGGGAAAUAUUUGUGGGUUCAGGAGAAAACUGUGCCGUUCCAUUAUAGUAAAUAGUGUCCUGUGACCAUUUACCUGGCACAUAAGCAGACAGCUUGGUGCAAUGUGGGCCAUGUUGCUCAGUGAUAUCUACCCUACUGCAGUAGGUUAGGGAUCUUCUCAGUGGCCUUGCAGAACAGCGCUCGGACCAGUGCCUGAAUUGCGAACCGCAACAUAAUUCUGGUAUGGCAACACAUACAAAUUAUGUGGCGUCACGAAGACGUUGUUGGGAUUGUACAAAUAGACAAAUAGACAGUCUCAUUGUGUUUAAGGAGGCGGAAGUGCUGCGGUUUAUGUCUAUUGAUGACUCAAUAGGAGGGUAUUACAGGUGGAGGGGAUCAGAGUAUUAUAAGCAUUUAAACUGAACAAAUGCUUCUAACACACCCAAUGGGAUGGUCUGCCCCAUUCCCAUCUGUGGAGCCCUCCAACUAUUCCUAUUACCAUAGUGUCAUGUAUGGCCUAGUUCUUAGCAUCAAUUAUGAGAUACUUUGAUACAGAAUGAUCCGGACACUGAAAAUUCAACUGGUUCUGAAAUUCUUUAUUUAGGUGGCUCUGAGGUUUUAAAAUUGCUAUGAACAGAAAAAAAUAUAAUGCGCAGUUUUGUUUCUUUUGUUCUUUGUUUUUUUUUUUUGUUUGUUUUUUUGGUUUGUUUGUUUAUCUUUAUUUUAUGAGUGGUUGGAGUAUGGUGGGGUUCGAUAAUGUAAUCCAAAGUGAAGAGGGCUGGAAGGAGGGUGAUAUCAUCAAGUCUGUAUUGUAUUUAUUUUUUUUUUUUUUUUUUGCGCUGCUAAAAAGCUAUGAUUUUGUUUCAUUUGUAUACACAAUAACAUUACCUAGUUGUGAUGUCACUUGAGUGUGCUGCUAUUUUAUAAACAUUUUUACUAUAAUAUAAUUACUGCUUAAAAAAAAUACAGAAUACUGAAGUAGAUGGUAAAAGAAGAACAUGAAAUGAGUAUUCGACUGGAAAUGCUCUCUGUACAGUUUGCUGAAAUAGCAUGUUUCUGUUCUGUUUUUCCCCUCUAUCUUCUUUCCCCGUCACAUUCUGCAAAUGCGGUAUUUAUACACCUCAGGUUUACUGGACAAAAAAAUACCAUUUCUCCUUGACCAAUACCUCACAACCCUGCAGUUUUUCAGGGAGCCAGAAGAGUUGGAAGGCAGAUCAGAAAUUACAGUUCUGUUGUGCAUUUAGAGAAUUGUGAGGGAAGUGAUUCCCCCAAAAGAGAGGAUUUAGGCAGAAGGGGCUUCCACCUGGACUAAAACAUAGUGGAGGGGGACAAGAACACUGGUAUACCAUUGGCCCUUUAUUAAAUCAGUGUCUGCCCAUAAAAAUCUCUCUGGCAUUCAAUGGACGUCAUGUACGUUAAAUGAGAGUGCUUAGGGUGAGACUGUGGGUAAUUUGAGUAAGAGCAGUAUCGCAGUAAAUGCAGACAAAAAUGUUAAUUACUCAGACUGGCUCCAGUUUAGACCAUUUGUAUGUCCAUACAUUGUGGGUCAGUGAAUUUGUUUCGGUUGUGCCUUACUUGAUGCAACAUUGACUAAAUGAAAACACAAGUCAUCCUUGCUUUCUUUCUGUGUGGUUUCAUCAGUCUGGUCUUGUUGCCAUGGAUACGUGGAUGCAUCAGGCCCUCAGUACCUGGCCUGGCCAAUUGGUGCAUCCUGAACUCAAUUAUGACAUCAUUACCCACUUGUGACGUUCUGAGAACAAUGUGGAUUUCACUAUUUUGUUCCCCUCCCCUAUGGAUCACAUCAUGUACCUCAAUCAUGUCUGUUGCACAAUCUCUGUUCAAUAAACUUCUGCUUUAAAGAGUGUGACACCAUAAAUGUUAUUCUCACAUCUGUCUUCCUUUUUUUUAUUUUUUAAAUUAAAGUAAUGAAAAAGGUUAAGCAGUGUGUGGGUGUAAAUACAGGAAGGUGGACUGGAGAAUGCUGUAGUAUUGAAAGUGGUGGUGACUGGUCAGAGGAGGGAGAUGUUGGGGGUGAGGGAAGUAGAACACUGUUGAUAUCCGCUUGGUGCCUGGCUGGGGCAUUAUGUCAUUCUUUGUUGAAAUAAAGAGAUCAAAAACAGGAGUCACAAUACCUCUCUGCUUGGAAACCCCCAAUAUCCCAGUAGCAGAUCCCAGUGACACUGAUUAAACUUACUCACAAAUUACGGAUGGCUUUGUAAAAAAAAAAAAAAAAAAUUUAAAAUUGCAGAUUGCUUAUCAUCCUAUCUCGGUAACGGUUGCUAAGGAUUUUGCAUGGUUUCCAGGCAGACGAGAUGGUGGUUCUUCGGUGCGCGGCUGUUGGUGACAGGCCAGUACCCCCCAAGGUGUUUUGUGUUCCACUGAUCAGUUGGAUGUCUCCCCGGUACUCAUCUGGGGGCUUGAAGGCGUAGUAAGUUAACAUAUGAGUUUCAGAGUUAGUGUUGAAUUCAGUAUUGACAAGUCUGUCUAUGAUUAAUCAGUUCUUUAUUGAUCUGUUUGAAGAGGAUUCCUUUUUAAGUGUUGUGAAGGAUAUAGGCAUGCUGUACGGUCAAUAAACUCACCAUGAAUGAAA
This is a messenger RNA of Anguilla anguilla (European eel), 6793 nucleotides long. It is a transcript of the gene ccnd2a, whose product is annotated as cyclin D2, a. NCBI's taxonomy places the organism in Eukaryota, Metazoa, Chordata, Actinopteri, Anguilliformes, Anguillidae. Gene Ontology annotation, cellular component: cyclin-dependent protein kinase holoenzyme complex; cytoplasm; nucleus. The transcript is spliced from 5 exons. Gene Ontology annotation, biological process: regulation of cyclin-dependent protein serine/threonine kinase activity; mitotic cell cycle phase transition; positive regulation of G1/S transition of mitotic cell cycle. The coding region runs from base 368 to 1264 and encodes 298 amino acids. Gene Ontology annotation, molecular function: cyclin-dependent protein serine/threonine kinase regulator activity. The record is from RefSeq and is a predicted model, not a curated record.